AUGGUUAUUUGCGCGGUUUUUAAUUGCAAUAGCAACAGCGAUAAGAAAUUAAAAAGAAAUAUGAAUGAUUCAUCGUUCAAGCAAACGAAAUUUUUUCGAUUUCCAAAAAAUAAGGAAAUCGCAAAAAUAUGGAUACAAAAAUGUGGAAGGAAAGAUAAAUUUAAUAUCCAAAGUUCGUACAUAUGUAGUAAACAUUUUGUACAAGAACACUAUCGGCGAAACUUACAGCAUGAACUGCUGAAUUAUUCGCCAAAAAAUAGUAAAAAAUUGAAGGAUGACGCAGUCCCGCAAAAAAUUUGCGCAUUACAAUUUAAGUAUCGUCUUAAAAACUAUUUGCUGGGCCGAAAUGAAUCAAUCAUAUCUCAAUCUGCAAAUGUAGAAGAAGAUCGGGAAGCAGCUUUUAAAAUGAAUGUUGAUGAAGGGUAUUCAAUUCCGAAUAGUAACAACGAAGAAAUUGAAAUCGAUGAUUGUGAAAAUCUCUUAGCAAAUAGGAUGCUUUCAGAUUUAACAGACUAG
Messenger RNA from Condylostylus longicornis, 516 nucleotides. RefSeq lists its product as uncharacterized. The record is from RefSeq and is a predicted model, not a curated record. Lineage: Eukaryota; Metazoa; Arthropoda; Insecta; Diptera; Dolichopodidae. The coding region runs from base 1 to 516 and encodes 171 amino acids. The transcript has a single exon.